CUUGCUCAUUCAAGUAAAAACACUUUCUCUUCCUAAUCUGUCGCGCCUCCACUACCAAUUGAUAAAAGUAUUAUAAAGAGAGCGAAGACGACAGCCAUGGAAGAUAUACCUCUGGAAGAUGAGCCCUUUGGGCCUUUUGACGAUUACGAUGACAACUUUGACGAUCAUUUCAUGCAACAGGUUGCUGCGAGAGAAACUAAUGUGCAACAUGAGGCAAUUGGUACAGAGUCAAUAUCAACAGCGGCAGGAUCAACGGUAACGAAAGUUGGAGUAGCCUCCCCAAACUCACAUCCUUCCUCCUUUUCGUCUUCCAACGUGGAUAAGUCUCCAAGUAACGACCAUGAUUCUGAAUCUUUACCACAGCAAACCGACUUUUUGGGUAUGUUGCAGACUCAGAAACGACAGGCUGAACGAGAGGCCCAGCAGCAACAACAACAUCGACAACAGCAAUAUCAACAGCAAGAACGCAGUCAAGGACGACGUGAUGGCCGUGGCGGCGGUCGAGCUAAUGGAUUUACAGGCGGUGAUGCUGGUGAUUUGGCCACUGUAAGCGUUACUAAGAAGAGGGCUAGACCGGUCAGACUAGAUCACGAAAGGUUGUUGAGUGAAAAAGGCUUCCCGAUGCUGUUGAACCAUGCUAAGAGAUUCAAGAUUCGAACUAAUUAUAAGGAUGCUGCUGAAAAAGACAAUAAUGCUAUGAAAAACCUUGAGGACUUGAUGCGCGUGUAUCAAAUGUGGGCCCAUAACUUGUUCCCAAAGGCGACGUUUAGAGAUUUUAUCAUUACGGCGGAAGCAAGAUGUAAAUCGGAGAAAAUAAUGAAAGCGACAAUGGAUGGUUGGCGUGAUGCAUACUGGAACAAACGAUUUGAGGAAUCAACGGCAAAAGAGGACGCGGAAUAUGCAGAGCAAAGAGCACAGACAAGUCGGGAGAGUGUUUGGAAUGAACACGAGAUGGAAAUGGCAAAAUCUGCAUCCAUGCAGGACAUGGACCGGGAUCCUUUAUCAUCGAUAAGCGAAAUUGACAAAAGAUCUCGGGAUAAUGAGACUUCUACCUCUUCAUCCCAUCUAAAAUCAGUACAGAUGCAGAAACAGCCGCGGCCGAGGCCGAUAACCUCUCAAAAGGGGAAGGGAAAGGCUACUGACGAUGUGUCAGCGGCGAUGCAUCUGACUGUGUCUGAUGAUGGAAGCGAAAUUGAGGAUGGUUACGAAGAAGCGUUACAGAGGAUGAGGAUUUCCAUGGACUCGGGUCUUCAAAACAGCUCAAAUGAUUACAACGUAUCUGCAGGGUCAUCGAGUAGGCGCAGUUAUUUGGGCAAUCGAGAAGCAACUGCGCAGAAAGAAGGGGCUGGGCAAGCGCCUAGGCAUGAUUUUGAAGGAAAUGAGGAUGAAGGAGAUGAAGAUGAGGAAGAUGAGCCACUAUUUACACACCGUGCAUUGCGCAUGAUGGGAAGCUCUAUCAGUAAUGAUAUUCUUGGCAAGGAUGUACCCUCCCACACCAUUACUACGCCGAAAGAUGGGACUCAAAUGAAUCAUGCAUCCUCGGAAAAGUCAAUAAAACCACCUCCCAUAGAAGAUAGCAUGAAUAGUAUUUCGAAUCCGGCUCAAGCUUUGGUCCAGUCAGACCCUGUACUAGCCAAAGAUUUCGAUUUUGAUGCAACAUUACCACUUCCUCUUCCUGAUGGCAACAGUCCGAGUAUGGGUAUCAGAAUUAACAGACUGGGCCGGUUAGAAGAUGGGGAUGAGGAUGAAGAUGAAGAGGAUACACUAGCACUGCGGAAACCAGUAAAGGGUAGACGUGCCAUCAUGCUAGAUGACUCUGAUGAUGAAUAGGCC
This is a messenger RNA of Lobosporangium transversale, 1833 nucleotides long. RefSeq names its product replication fork protection component Swi3-domain-containing protein. Bases 97 to 1830 code for a protein of 577 amino acids. Gene Ontology annotation, molecular function: DNA binding. The record is from RefSeq and is a predicted model, not a curated record. Gene Ontology annotation, cellular component: nucleus; replication fork protection complex. The transcript has 4 exons. NCBI's taxonomy places the organism in Eukaryota, Fungi, Mortierellomycota, Mortierellomycetes, Mortierellales, Mortierellaceae. Gene Ontology annotation, biological process: replication fork processing; DNA damage response; DNA replication checkpoint signaling.